Hyaena hyaena (striped hyena) is the source of this 3360-nucleotide messenger RNA. It is a transcript of the gene MSANTD4, whose product is annotated as Myb/SANT DNA binding domain containing 4 with coiled-coils. The record is from RefSeq and is a predicted model, not a curated record. The transcript has 3 exons. The coding region runs from base 851 to 1837 and encodes 328 amino acids. NCBI's taxonomy places the organism in Eukaryota, Metazoa, Chordata, Mammalia, Carnivora, Hyaenidae.
ACAAUGCUUUACCCUUAAAAAUGUGAUAGCAUUUUUAAAAUGGUUGAAGAACGUAUUUAAAUGGUCUGAAACAUUAUCUUUUGAAACAAAAAGUCCUAUCAAUAUAUUGUAUUUAACAUGAUAGGGAAUUUGAUAUUAUUUUAGCACUCUGUUGUGUUUUUAAGAAUAUCUAACUUCCUGAUUCCAUAUCAAAAAUGUGUCUUUGAUAACCUACUCAGACUAUAGUAGCAAAAUAGCACUUUUACCUAAAAUUUUCUUUUUUACCGUUUUGUAGACCUUGUUAGGUUUUUGUGUUUUCCGCAUAGAGAGAGAAUGAGUAGUUUAUCGAAAGGCUUCACUUAAUUUUACAAACUGCUGCUUGCCCAUAUUGACUAGGGCUGCCUUUUUCUUUUCAAUAUACUCUUUGCCCGUAGAAGUGUUUCAGCUUUGGCUGAAGGUAAGUUUUAGCUUACCUUCCUUGAGUUACUUUUUCUUUCCCUUUGUAACCUUUCCCAUCCCCUAAUCACCUUAUUUUAAGUUGUGUUUGUGCCUUCUGUUUGUGAGCACAGUGUUAGGUGUUGAAGAUAACGGCCUUUGGAGCCAACGGGCUCCAGACCCUUCUCCCAGAUCCUCCUGGUGCUGGACCAAUGGUACAGGAAGGCAAAAAGCCAAGUUUUCACUGGAGUAAUUCUCUGAAGUGUGUGCUGCAACAUAGUCAUUGUCCAGCCUGCCUGUGCUAGCAGAUGAGUGGGAGAACGCGGAUUUAAACCAAGUGCCAAGAAGGGACUGCCCUUGAGUUUUGUACUUUGCAGCAUUUCUCAGCCUUUCCCACCUUCUCUUCCUGUGAGAACGCCACGCUUAGGUUACGAAAAUGAAGCAGCUGAAAAGGAAGCGAAAAAGCAAUUUCAGUGUUCAAGAAACUCAGACCCUCUUGAAAGAAAUUACAAAACGCAAAGAAGUCAUUUUUUCCAAGCAGCUCAACACAACCAUCAACGUGAUGAAGCGGAUGGCGUGGGAGGAGAUUGCGCAGUGUGUGAACGCCGUGGGGGAAGGGGAGCAGAGGACAGGGACGGAGGUGAAGAGAAGGUACCUGGACUGGCGGGCGCUUAUGAAGAGAAAGCGGAUGAAGGCAAACCUUAAGCUGGUCGGCUCGGGGUUUCCCCUUCCCACCUCUGAUUUAGACGACUCGCUCACCGAGGAGAUGGAUGACAAGAUUGCAUUCCGGAAUGAGCCCAACUUUGACUGGCAGAAUGUGGCAGAUUUCAGGGAUGCAGGCGGAUCCUUAACUGAGGUCAAAGUGGAAGAGGAGGAAAGAGACCCCCAGAGCCCUGAAUUCGAGAUCGAGGAAGAGGAAGAGAUGCUGUCCUCGGUCAUCCCGGACUCCAGGAGGGAGAGCGACCUGCCCGACUUCCCCCACAUCGAGGAGUUCUUCACCCUGAACUCCACGCCGGCGCGGCCUGCCUACGACGAGCCGCACGUGCUGGUCACCCUGGAGAAGCAGAAGCUGGAGCUGGAGCAGCGGCGCCUGGACUUGGAGGCUGAGAGGCUGCGGCUGGAGCGCGAGCGGCUGCAGCUGGAGCGCGAGCGGCUGCACGUCGACAGGGAGAGGCUGAGGCUGCAGAUCGUGAGCUCUGAGAAGCCGCCCGCGGACGGCGAGCCAGGCCUGGGCGAGAAGCCCGGGCCGCAGCCACAGGACCUGGAGACGGAGAGGCUGAAGCUCGAGAGGGAGCGGCUGCAGCUCGAGAAGGAGCGGCUGCAGUUCUUGAAAUUUGAGUCGGAGAAGCUGCAGAUCGAGAAGGAGCGCUUACAGGUGGAGAAGGAGAGACUGCGGAUCCAGAAGGAGGGACACUUGCAGUGACUGAGCACGGUCCCCGCUCAGCAGAGGCCUGUGAACCGUAGGUUUCCUUCUAACUUGGAUGAACUGUUUUUCCCUCUUGAACGUCCGUGUUUCCAAGAGGCCAGAGGUGGGUCCGUGCGGGUGACUGUAGGCGCCAGCUGUCCAUCAUCUGUGCUGUGAGCCGCGUGCCCGGCACACACAGCAGGGCAGGGGCCGUCAUCUGCCGUAUCUGCUGAGGAAAAUUCCAUGGCGUCCUGUGUGAUCUGUGCACGCGGGUUUAGUUAUGUCUGUGAGGUUCUAGGUCCGUGCUUCUCCACAUCGGGGUGGGGGUGGAUCCAGACCUUGACCCCCCGGAGACGUUUGGUUGGUGGGUUGGGGGCCAGGGUGCCCUCCUCCUCCUGCCGUGCAUAGGACGGGCGCCCAGAAACCCAGAAAAGACUUCUCCAACACGAAAUGUCAGUGUUGCUGAGGCUGACGAGCACCUCUCUAGCUUUGGUUACAGUUCCAGAAUAUUAGGACCUCACAUAUUUAAGUGGGUAGUUACUUAAAUGGCCACAGACUUUAACUAUGUGACAUAACUGUGUGGUGUAUGGAACACGGGAAGUGACGACAAUUAUUAGUGUUUCUUCCCGGGUUUCCGUCUAUCACCUGAGACUCCCAACAUGCUACAGGGAGCCUCAGUUCAUUCAUCUGGCUGUUGACGCUUUAGAAGCAGCACACACUGUUUAAGGCUUAGUUCCCUUUUUUCUUUGAAUUCGUGAUUUUAGUUUAGAUAGAAAAAUUGUGAUUUCAACCAUGUACUGAAAUUUUAAUAUAAGUGAAUGGUUGAAGCUAGUAAAAACGGUACCGAUACAUAAAAAUGGUACUAGUAGUCCACGAGCUUGAAAUCAAUAAGGGUUAUUUUUUAAAUAAGUACUCGCAGCUGUGGGGGAGUGGGGGUGGGGAGAGAGAGUCGUCUGUCUCCGAUGGGGUGCUGGUGACGGUCGUAGCUGUGUGUGAACGAACCAGGGAAGCCCUUGCACCCACUGUCUGACCUGGUCUCUACAGGUCGUGAGAGCAUCCAUGGCUCUUCCUGAAUCGGGGGCUCCGAGAAGGAGCAGGGCGUGAGAGUCUGGUCUCGUCCUGUGGUGAGCCUGGUCUGCGCCCCUCCCGCGGGAGCAGAUUGCAUCUCUUCUGAGACCAAGGGCCGGCGUAGCCUGGUGACUUGCCUUCAGUCUCCUGAAGGUUCUUUUCCCACCAUGCGGGUGAUUCUAACGCACACCAACGCUGAGAAUCACUGCACGAGAUCACUUUGUAUUUUCUGGUUUCCAGGGCUGAUAAUGUAGCUUUAACACAUGUCUUCUGUUGACAGGUACUAUCUUGAUUCUGCCUUUGUUCCCUGUUAAUUUCAGAAUGUCUUGAAACGCUAUGUGAUGUUACAGUAAGGACACAGAAGGAAAAAAUACACUUCUGCUUCGUUACCUUGACUUCGAAAUACUGUUAUUUUUCUAUAGCCAGAAUAAACGCUUCUACCGUAGAAAUAAAAUUUGCCUGUGCCCACUCUC